Theileria orientalis strain Shintoku is the source of this 792-nucleotide messenger RNA. RefSeq lists its product as uncharacterized. NCBI's taxonomy places the organism in Eukaryota, Apicomplexa, Aconoidasida, Piroplasmida, Theileriidae. The coding region runs from base 1 to 792 and encodes 263 amino acids. The transcript is spliced from 6 exons. The record is from RefSeq and is a predicted model, not a curated record. Gene Ontology annotation, molecular function: protein binding.
AUGUUUAAAUACAUAACAAAUUGUGUUUCCGUUAGUAGAAUCCUACAGAUCUCUCAGCCUAAAUUGUUUAAUUUAGGCAUAAUUGCGACAACGUGUUUGGAGUACCCAAAGUUUAAUAAAUUAAGACACUAUUCUAAAAAAACGGAACCAGAUGAUAAAGAAGAUGAAACAAUACAUAUAUCACACGGACCUAAGGAUACUUUGCUUAUUUUAGGGUAUAAUGUAAAGCAAGAGGAUUUAAAUUCGCACAUAAAGGCUCUGGAGGAGACACUUAAGCUGAAGUUGAUGACGCUCGACUUUUAUUCACCAGACAUAGCUCAAUCAUUUAGCGAUAUCGCAAUGGCACAGCAUCAAUCACUGGAAUUUAUAAAUAAGGCAAAGGAAAAUUAUAUGAAAGCGUAUGAAAUAUGGAAGAGGCUCAAGGGAGAAGAGUCGAGGGAAGUGGCAAACAUACUUUGCCUGCUAGGAGUGGUGUACCGUGAUCUGGGAGACAUAGAGUCAGCAAAGAAGUCACUUCUGUAUUCGCUGGCAAUAGAUCGCAAAUUGGAUAGCCUGACGAGCAAGCUAUGCUCAGUCUAUUCACUGAAUAAUCUGGCAAGCAUCGCACAUCUGGAGGAGAAGUACGCAGAAGCCUGCGAAUACUACGAAGAGGCCCUGAGAAUACUGCUAACAGCAACCACGGGAGAUGAGAACCACCGACUAAUAUCAGUGUUGUACUAUAACCUAGGUAAAGUUAAAAGGAAAACACAACGCCAUAGCUUGCUCGUAUUAUCAAAUACCGGACUACUAUAA